AACCGUACCAACAAUCCUGCACCUACAUAUACCGGUAAUACAAUGAAAAGAAAACGAACAGUUUCCACUUCUCCCCGAGACACGUCAACAAAACCUCCCUCUACCACCGCCGCACCGACCCUGUCCUCCAUCCCCCUCAACCUCCCAGCAGAAGCCGCCUCGUCAAAUACACCCACCCGUCCACUCCCUCUACCCGAGACCCCAGGCAAGCAGCGAAGAACGACCCUCCUUCAGCCCGAACAGCUCAACGGCACCGGUCCAGGCGCGGGCACUGAAAGUGUGCACUCCCCGUCACCUCAGAAAAGGCUACGCACGCCAAUGACACGUCACGGGAAUAGUACCAGUGUCCGGUUCGCGGAGAGUGUGGUUCCACUCGGGGAUGCAAUCGGGGGGCCGGUGACCAAUGCCGACCGAUCGGCGCGAAGAAAGAGCGUUCGCAGGAUCGUUUCCAAGGCCGUCGGCGGCGGCGAGGACAGUGACGACGAGGACGAGGAGGAGGAGGACGUGCUUGCGCGCAAGAUCUUUGGGGAUGACGAUAGUGAUGAUAUAGAUGGACUACUCGCCGAUGAGGAAGCCAGUGGUGUCCAGAAGAAACGCGGUGGGAGCAGCACAACGACGGCGUCGAGGAAGAAAAAGAAGCAGCUCGUGGAAGAGGAGAUUACCGCGCCCAUAGACGGCCCCGAUUCUUACUUUUUCCAGAAUCGAAAAGCGAGACUUAUUACGUCGAAUAGCACCCUCGCAUCCCUCCCUGUGCUAGAUCACAGCUCUUACUUCCGGCUCAUUCGCGAGCAUGGGCCUGACCAUGUGGAAGAUAGGGCCUACCUGGAAGGCCUACACAGGCAGAACUUUCCGCAGUGGGAAUUCGAGCUAAGCCAGGGUUUCAACCUUUUAUUGUACGGAUACGGUUCGAAGCGGAAUCUGUUAAUGCAGUUCGCGAAGCGCAUCUACCGCUCGCCUCGCGGCCUCGUGGUAAUAAACGGCUACGUCCCCACUCUGACCAUAAAAGACGUGCUUACAACCGUCGCAAAAGCCACAAUCGGCCCAAACCACACCAUCCGCUUAGGCUCCAACCCAAACGACACCCUAGACACCAUCCUCUCAAUCCUCGACACCCAUACCGCAGAAGAAGAGCGAAAAGCCGAAGAGGUGGAGGAAGAAUAUGCCCCCAUAAACCACCUAACCAUCCUCAUCCACAACCUCGACGGCGAACCCCUCCGCACAACCCGCGCGCAAGUCCUUCUCUCGCGCUUAAGCUCCCAUCCAAAAAUCUCCCUCGUUGCCUCGAUAGACCACAUCCAUGCCCCGCUACUCUGGGACGCCGCCAGGGUCUCGCAAUUCAAUUUUCUCUGGCACGACGCAACCACCUUCGCCCCGUACUCGAUCGAGUCCUCGAUCGACGACUCACUAGCACUCAUCAGCGGAAGCGGACGUGCUGGCGGCACGAAGGGCGUGAAAUUCGUCCUCGCAUCGCUACCGAUGAACGCAAAGUCUUUGUACCGCGUACUUGUCAGUCAUCAAUUACAAGGAAUCGAAGACGGAACGGCUGGCGCCGUGGGCGAAGAUGAAGUCGGCGUGGAGUAUAAGGUGCUUUAUCAGAAGGCUGUCGAGGAGUUUAUCUGUAGUAAUGAUAUGGCAUUCCGGACACUAUUGAAGGAGUUCCAAGACCACCAAAUGGUAUCUUUGAAAAAAGAUGCUCAAGGCACAGACGUACUCUGGGCACCCUUCAAGAAGGAGGAGUUGCAGGCUAUAUUGGAGGAUCUAGUGGCUUAGGCUUAUUUUCUCCUUUAUACAAGCAAAAGGUUCCGGAGGGGCGGGUUUACUAGGACGCUCUAUUCUUAUUUAUCAUUAUUUUCUUCCUUUCCCUCUCCUCCUCUUCUUCACAGUUGUAUUUUUUACGGUUCAGUUCCCUGGAUGAAGCAAGAUGAGGAUAUGAUACCGGCGGCAGUGCGCAUGCUACCAGUUGUGUAUAAAGAUUUGCGUUUGUUUGCUGGCUUGCAUCAUGUCCUGUUUUUCUCUUUCCACCCUUUUCAUCUCUUUAUCCCUUCCAAAAAAAGUUUUUUUCGAUAGAUGUAAUUCCGUAUGAGAAUAGGUUAUUUUCUUCAGAAGCAA
This is a messenger RNA of Tuber melanosporum (Perigord truffle), 2109 nucleotides long. RefSeq lists its product as uncharacterized. Gene Ontology annotation, biological process: DNA replication. The coding region runs from base 43 to 1770 and encodes 575 amino acids. Gene Ontology annotation, cellular component: nuclear origin of replication recognition complex; nucleus. Lineage: Eukaryota; Fungi; Ascomycota; Pezizomycetes; Pezizales; Tuberaceae. Gene Ontology annotation, molecular function: DNA replication origin binding. The record is from RefSeq and is a predicted model, not a curated record. The transcript has 2 exons.